CAAGGAAUCAGGUGAACAGGCGAAACGCAUAAGAGGUGUACAUGCCUAUAACCCUGCGAGAGGCCUAGAUAUGAUUUGGCAGAGGCUUGACGAGUGCUUUGGAGCACCUGAAGUCAUUGAAAGUGCGCUUCUAAAAAAAGUGGACAGCUUUCCAAAGAUCUCCAACAGAGACUGGAAAAAACUGAGAGAGUUAGGCGACCUGUUAAUGGAGCUCCAAGUGGCCAAAUUAGAAGGAGUGCUCUCGGGACUAGCCUGCCUGGAUACAGCUCGGGGAAUAGCUAACAUUGUCCACAAACUGCCCUUUACAAUGCAAGAGAGGUGGAUGGUGCUAGGCUACACGUUUAAAAAGCAGCAUGGGGUCUCUUUUCCCCCCUUCUCUGUCCUUGUGGACUUUAUAUCUGAACAGGCGAAGAUGCGCAAUGACCCCAGCUUUUCGCUUCCUCACUAUGCUGACCAUGCAAAAUCAGAUCACCUCAAAAACACAAACAGAAUGUCAGUUGCAGUCCACAAAACAGAUGUCUCCCCACAAAAGACAGACACAACCAGAGCUCACAUUGACCCAGCAAAGCAUUGCCCAAUCCAUAAGAAGCCACACCCCAUACACAAGUGUCGUAGCUUUCGAGAUAAGUCUCUAGAAGACAGAAAAGCCCUUCUAAAGCUGAACGGUAUUUGUUUCAAAUGCUUAGCAUCCACCACACAUCUAGCCAGGGACUGUGACAAAGAGAUAAAAUGCAUUGAAUGUGGCAGCGAGAGACACCACUCUGCAUUACACCCAGGACCUACACCUGAGUUCUCAAAGGCCCUCACCCCUGCUGACGCCCAUGGCGGGGAGGGAAGUGACUCUAACAAAGAAGACCUGUCGGCCCUCUGCACUGAAGUUUGUGGAACCCAACUCAGCGGUAAAAGUUGUUCUAAGAUUUGCCUGGUGAAAGUAUUCCCAUCCGGUCAACAAGAUAAAGCAGUCAAAGUCUAUGCUGUCAUCGAUGACCAGAGCAAUCGUUCGUUGGUGAAGCCAGAGUUCUUCGAUGUUUUCGACGUAUCUUGCCAAAGCUUACCUUACCGUCUGAAAACCUGUGCAGGCGUAGCAGAGGCAAGUGGGAGACGAGCGUGCGGCUUCCAAAUAAGCUCCAUGGAUGGACACGUCACUCUACCCCUCCCAACCUUGAUAGAGUGCAAUAACAUCCCCAACAACCGCUCAGAGAUCCCCACACCACAAGCUGCUCAUCACCACUCUCACCUAAGGCCUAUAGCGGGACAAAUCCCAGAGCUCGAUCAUGAUGCCCAAAUAAUGAUGCUUCUCGGCAGAGACAUAAUAAGAGUACAUAAAGUGAGAAGACAAAUAAAUGGAUCGCAUGACGCCCCCUACGCUCAGAAGCUAGACCUCGGCUGGGUCCUAGUGGGUAACGUCUGCCUGGGAAGAGUCCAUAAACCACCAAGUGUCAACGUCUUCUUCACAAACACUCUGGACAAUGGCAGGCAAUCACUCUUUGAACCAUGCCCCAACACGCUCCUUGUUAAAGAGAGCGUCUGUAACACAAGCCCUCCGAAUGCACCCACUCGUGUCCCAGAAAAGAAAGUGUCACAAGACAUGAGUAGACCACACCUCAGAGAUGACAUUUUUCAGAGAACAGACCAUGAUGAGAAGUUAGCUCAUUCCUUUGAAGACACGACUUUCCUCCACAUCAUGAAAGAAGGUGUUUACAAAGACGAAGAAAGCAGCUGGGUGGCUCCCCUCCCCUUCAAGCCACAGAGAAGGCGCCUACCCAAUAACAAAGGACAGACCUUGAACCGUUUUAAGUCAUUAGAAAAGUCCUCCAGAAAACCUGAUAUGAAAGACCACUUUUUUGGCUUCAUGGAGAAGAUACUGGAGCAAGGUCAUGCGGAAGUGGCCCCUCCUCUUAAGGAACAUGAGGAGUGUUGGUACUUACCUCUUUUCGGGGUUUACCACCCAAAGAAGCCGGGCCAGAUCAGGGUGGUCUUUGAUUCAAGCUGUCAACAUGAUGGGGUCUCUCUCAAUGACGUGCUCCUGACCGGCCCUGACCUCAACAAUAGUCUCCUUGGAGUACUCAUCCGCUUUAGGAGAGAGGCGAUAGCCAUCACCACAGACAUACAGCAGAUGUUUCACUGCUUCGUCGUCAGACCACAAGACAGGAACUUCCUCCGCUUCUUCUGGUAUCGAGACAAUGACGAAAGCAAGGGAGUCAUCGAGUUCAGGAUGAAGGUCCAUGUCUUCGGCAAUAGCCCCUCCCCCUCUGUAGCAAUCUAUGGCCUCAGACAAGCAGCUAAGGAAGGAGAAGCUGAGUACGGUGAAGACGCUCGUGAAUUUGUGGAGAGAGACUUUUACGUAGACGAUGGUCUAAAAUCGUUGCCCUCAGCUGCAGUCGCCGUUGACCUCCUUAAAAGAACGCAGGAGAUGCUGGCCUGCUCAAAUCUACGGCUUCACAAGAUCACCUCGAACAGUGAGGAAGUCAUGAAAGCCUUCCCUACAGAAGACCACGCUAGUGGGCUAAGAGACUUGAACCUAGGUCAGGACACAUUGCCAGUUCAACGCACGCUUGGCGUUACCUGGGACCUCAAGAGCGACACGUUCACCUUCCAGGUUUCGGGUGAUAAAAAACCAUUCACUCGCCGUGGAGUGUUGUCCACCAUAAAUGGUUUGUACGACCCACUUGGAUUUGCUGCCCCAGUUGUCAUUCGAGGCAAGGCUUUGCUUAGAGACCUUACAGCAGACACCCGAGACUGGGACGCGCCCUUACCUAGCGACAAACAGGUGCUGUGGGACCAGUGGAGAGAUUCUUUGCAAGGGCUUCAAGCUCUGAAAAUCCCAAGGCCUUAUACCCAGACCUCCCCCUCUGCAGCCUUACACCGAGAACUCUGUGUUUUCUCAGACGCGUCCAUCUUAGCUAUAGGGGCAGUAGCCUAUCUAAGAGUUACGGACCAAGGUGGGGGCCUCCACGUAGGCUUCAUUCUCGGCAAAGCUAAACUUGCCCCACGUCCAGAUUUAACUAUUCCCCGCCUUGAGCUUUGCGCUGCCGUCUUAGCUGUGGACAUAGCAGAGACCAUCAAGGCAGAGAUGGACAUCCCUGUUGAUAAGGUGACCUUCUUCACAGACAGUAAAAUUGUCCUCGGAUACAUCAACAAUGAAAAACGUAGGUUCUAUGUGUUUGUGAACAACAGAGUCCAGAGAAUCAGAAGAAGUUCAGAGCCUCAACAAUGGCGUUACGUGGCUAGCAACCAGAACCCAGCCGACCUAGCAACAAGGUCUGUGCCUGCCGCUCGCCUCAAAGACACCACGUGGCUCACAGGGCCCUCAUUCUUAACACGCUCAGAGCAGUCAACUUACAGUGCAGACAACUUCGACCUAGUGAACCCAGAUGAGGAUGCAGAUGUGCGCCCCGAAGUUACUGCACUCAGCACCACUGCCGAGGAGCACCACCUCGACACACAGCGCUUUGAGCGCUUUUCCACCUUAAAGGCCCUGUUUCGAAGUGUGGCGAGCCUCAUACACAUUGCUAGCUCAUUCAAAAGAGACCCACUCAAAGAGCCGGGGGACUGUAAAGGCUGGCACUAUUGCGCUGAAUCCCAUAACACAGACAACCUCUCAAAGGCCAAGAAUGUUAUCAUCAAAGCUGUACAGGAAGAGGCCUAUCAAGAAGAACUUCAGUGCAUCAGAAACAAGAAAAACAUUCCAAAAGACAGCCCUUUACUUACCUUGAAUCCUGUGAUGGGAGAAGACGGGAUCUUGAGAGUUGGAGGCCGCAUUUCCCAGGCAAACAUCAGUCCGGGAGAAAAGAAUCCCAUCAUAAUCCCUGGGAGACACCACCUGGCCGUCCUUAUCGUGAGACAUUAUCAUGAACAGUGUCAACAUCAAGGACGUCAUCUGACUGAAGGUGCUGUGCGUGUAGCGGGCUACUGGAUUGUAGGAGCCAAAAGAUGUGUGAGCUCGCUCAUCUUCAAGUGUGUGACAUGUAGGAGGCUCAGAGGAAAAUGUGAAGUGCAGAAAAUGGCGGACUUGCCUUCAGACAGAGUCAGUAUGGAGCCACCCUUUACAUAUGUGGGGGUUGAUGUGUUUGGCCCCUGGACUGUCUCUACCCGACGCACUAGAGGUGGCCAUGCCAACGACAAGAGGUGGGCAGUACUAUUCACCUGCCUAAGCGUUAGAGCGAUCCACAUAGAAAUAAUAGAAAGCAUGGACACCUCCUCUUUCAUAAACGCUGUGAGACGCUUCAUUGCCAUUCGUGGCCCAGUGAAACAGAUGCGUUCCGAUCGCGGAACAAACUUUGUUGGAGCAUGCAAAGAACUGAACAUCUCCUCCAACUUGGAUGAGAGCAAAGUAUCCCAGUUUCUCGCAGACCAAGGAUGCAAGUGGACCUUUAAUCCACCCCACGCCUCACACAUGGGCGGAGCAUGGGAACGGAUGAUAGGAGUCACCCGCAGCAUCUUGGACUCUAUGAUGCUUCAAAUAGGCCCCUCCAGAAUAACCCAUGAAGUUCUUGCUACGUUCAUGGCUGAGGCCUCUGCCAUUGUGAACUCAAGGCCCCUAAUACCCAUCUCCACUGAUCCGGAUGACCCCUCAGUUCUGGCACCCACCUCGCUGCUGACGCAGAAGCUCGGUCCGACCCCUGUCCCUUCAGGUGAAUUUUGGGGCAAAGACCUCUUCAGACGUCAAUGGAAGCAGGUGCAGAGUUUAGCGAGCACCUUCUGGGACAGAUGGCGGAAACAAUACCUGUCUACCCUCCAGCCGAGGAGGAAGUGGCAGGCCGACAAGCAGAACAUCACAGUGGGGACUGUGGUCCUCAUGAAAGACUGUCAAUCCAAGCGAAAUGACUGGCCACUUGCACGCAUCACCAAGGUGUUUCCAAGUGAAGACGGAAGGGUCCGCAAGGUGGAAGUGAAGGUCGCUGACAAAGAAGGGGUGAAACUGUUCCUACGCCCUAUAACCCAAGUCAUUACACUCCUUCCCUCUGAAUAGCUUCAGAACUGUGUUAUUUGUUAUGUUAACUGUUAUAUAGUGGUAUCCUAGGGACACCAGACGGGGAGUGUUCUGUCUCUCUAGCACUGUAACGUGUUCUGUCGCUUUAAGAGCGAUAUGUUUACUGAUGACAUCAGUAUCUUAGCAACAACAUUAGGAAGUCAAAUCAGAGAAGUUCAUGUGAGAAAAUAAUCUGCUGACACAUCAAACUUAAUCCUUCACAUUCCUUGUCUUUGGAUGUACUGUCGGUAGGUUAUGAUGUUAAAGGAAGUUUUAUGUUGUAUUUUUUAUGAAUAUUUGUUUAAUUUGCGUAGAUGGGACAUCAUAUUUUUACGAGCUGAUAUUACAUGUGUUACACUGAUUCUUGAUGUAGGCCCCAGGACGAGUUUUACCCAACUUCACUCAUCAUUAAACGAAGUUCAAGAAAUCUUCAGCGUGGUGAUUGGAGGAGGAGUUAUCUGUCUGCCAGCUUAUGCAGGGCGUGUAAGGGUGGCAGAACAGCGUGCAUGCGAAACAUUAAUGUCUGCAUCGCGCAUAUGACGGAGUGCGCGAGGGAGAGCGAGAGAAACUGCAUGUGUGCCUGUUCAUGUUGCACAUGCUAGACAAAGAGCAUCCUGAUUGGUUUACAGACAUCCAAACUCAUUUCAGGGAAGUGUCGUGACCCCCCGCUGAUGGGAAAAAAGUCAUGCGUCACGACACCUCCCUGAAAUGAGUUUCUGCAGGUUGGAAUGUCUGCUAGUGUGAAUACUCCAUUGUUCACAGACUUGUGUUUCUGCCUCCGUUUAACAUGUUGCAAUGCGCAAUAAAGCUGAAAAUGUCAUGAUGAACACACAACUAGAAGAUGACCACGCUGUCCGCUAAUGUAAAUAUGAUGGCUAAACAUGCUGCUAAUGUUAGAGUAGCCAGGUGUGCUGCUGCUUAUUUAGACAUAUUAAGGCACAGCAACAGGUCUGAAAAGCUACAUUCCCCCCUGUAUGUUUCACAGUAACUCAAAUAUGGGUCAAUAUAUGACAAAGCAUUCAGUUGCUGUCCCACCAAUAAUCCUUGCAGGACAAGUUUUACUCAUGACAUGUUAAUUGAAUUUAGGUUAGCUUAACCAAGCCAACUUUAGCAUGAAGCUAGCGGUCCCAUUCAUUUUCGCCAGGUCACAGUGUUUUGGAAAACUUCAUAGGAAAUUCAUCACAGCCCGAUUGUUGAGUGACAUUAACCAAAGCUAGCAAACGUAUACAUGAUUUGUUAACAGGACUUCUUGUAAUGUUAACUUACCAUCGCAGAAAUAGCAGCAUGGUGAGCCUUUAGAUGCCUCUUGAGGUUGGUCGUAUUCUUGCCACGUAGUUUAUAGCCACAGCGUGUACCUCUGUCUCCCACUACAAGGCAUUCCGUUUUAUUUUCUGCUGGAUUAUACGUAAAGUAUGUCCAUAAAUCAUCAUGUCUUUUCCGCCCACCAAGCCCUUGUGCUGGCGUUGCCGCCGCCAUGGUCCAUGAACUGUGUGCGGCUGCCCCGGUGUGCACUGUGCCUGGUGGGCGUGGCCAAACAAGGACAGGAUGCAGUGCAUUGCUGAUAUUUUCAGCAUUUGGCAGACAGGUUGCACGCGCUGUUAGAGGAAACGCCAUGUAUUUUGAUAGUCCUAUAGCCAACCCACUAACAUUUCCAUCUCAUCUUGUCAACGAAAACAACAGACAUGUCUCGUCAUAUUUUCGUGAUCAAAGAGUUAUGUUUAGCUCGUCAGUGUCUCAUUUUAGUCAUGAAAAAAAGGCGUGUUAACGAAAUAAUUUCAUCAUCGUUAACGAAAACAACACUGAUUCUAACAUUAAUAUUCAACCUUCAGUUAUAAAAUAUUCCAUCAAUUUUUGUAUAUUUGUAAUUAAUACCCCCCCCCACACACACACACAAUUUGUGUAUAUGUGUAUAGAACUUAUAUAAUAAGUCUAUACACCCCUUUUAAAAUUGUGAUGUAAAAAAUGACACCAAGAUACAUCAUGUCUGAUCUUUUUUCCACCUUUAAUGUGAUACAGCAACAAACAAAAUUUAAGUGAGAAAAAAUGUUUUAUGUAAAAGAAAAGAAAAAUUAACCUUUUAUGCAUAUGUAUGCAUAACGGGGCAUGUGAUUGUGACCGCAUUCAAAAGGAGUGAUCAUACACCUGUCAUCAA
Molecule: messenger RNA, 7124 nt
Organism: Neoarius graeffei (lesser salmon catfish)
Lineage: Eukaryota; Metazoa; Chordata; Actinopteri; Siluriformes; Ariidae
Exons: 2
Coding region: 71-4972 (1633 amino acids)
Biological process (GO): DNA integration
Molecular function (GO): nucleic acid binding
Source: RefSeq, a predicted model, not a curated record